Amblyraja radiata (thorny skate) is the source of this 2243-nucleotide messenger RNA. RefSeq names its product ankyrin repeat and death domain-containing protein 1A. The record is from RefSeq and is a predicted model, not a curated record. The transcript has 15 exons. NCBI's taxonomy places the organism in Eukaryota, Metazoa, Chordata, Chondrichthyes, Rajiformes, Rajidae. Gene Ontology annotation, molecular function: protein binding. Bases 235 to 1791 code for a protein of 518 amino acids. Gene Ontology annotation, biological process: signal transduction.
GCGGGUGUUUCCUGAACCAAAACAACCAGCCGGGAAAACAGGUUCCAACGCUGCCCAUGUUGUUGCAAUCCUGCGGUCGAGCAGAACGUUUUACUCUGGUUAUUUUUCUUUUUGGCGAUGGAUUAAGACGAGACCCAACUCAUUGGGAAAGACAACUCUAUCUUAAAUUUGAAAGCGAUCACACAUACGGCGUUCAAAUUCAUCCAGUUGCUUUGGGGAUCUGGAGCUGGAAACAUGAAAGACGUGACCGACAAAAGCUUCAACGCUGUUACCUCGAGCGACGAGAAGUCCGAUUUAGAUAUACUAUGGCCACAAGAGAAGAUGUUCCACGAAGCUGCCAAGAAGGGUGAUGUAAGCACUUUGAUGACAUGCUUAAAUCAAAAUGUCCAGAUUAACACUAAAACUGAGAUGGAUCGCACAGCCCUGCAUUUCGCUGUUGCUAACAUGAAAGAAAAUGCAGUUGCCUUUCUUCUGACUCACAACGCCAGGGUGGAUAUUAAAGACAAGCACGGGAUGGACGCCUUUCUCCUCGCUGCCUGGUUCGGACACUUGACCAUUUUGAAAAUGUUGGUAGAAAAAGGUGUGGAUCGAAAAUCGACAAACGAGGAAGGAUUGAACGCACUGCAUUGUGCUGCCCAGAACAAUCAGAUUUCAAUUGUACAAUGCAUAGUAAAAGAUCUACAGUUGGAUUUAAACAAACCCACAGAGAAAGGCAAAAUGCCGUAUCACUUUGCAGCUGAGAGCGGGCAUCUUGAGAUGGUUGAGACACUGAAGGAGUAUGAGUACAGCACACAGGAAAAAGACAAGGAAGGUAAUACAGCGUUGCAUCUUGCCGCAAAGAAUGGCCACGUGACUGUGUUAAAGGCGUUGCUGAACGAAUGGGAUCUAAUAGAUGAGGAGAAUGAGGAGGGCGUGACUGCAUUCUACUUUGCUGCUGUGGAAAGCCACCACGAAUGUGUGACACUGUUGCUGGAAGCAGGAUGUGACAAGAACAUUUUACCAAAGAACAACAUGAGUCUCUUGCACAUUGCAGCAGAGAGAGAUGACUGUGCCUUGGCCUCGAUGCUUAUUGAUGCUGAAGCUGAUUGCAAUUGUCAAAAUAAUAGAAAAGAAUCACCCCUUCACUUUGCUGUUAAGUACAGGCAUAUGGCAGUUGCACAGCUCUUUGUGGAAUCAAUGUGUGAUGUUAACAUUUUAGAUGAGAGAAACCAGAAUCCAUUGCACCUGGCAGCAGAGCUGGGAAGAGCCGAUCUGGUGGAACUUCUCCUGAAAGCAAACACUGACCUGAAACAGAUGGACAAGCAAGGCAAGACUCCACUGGAAGUGGCAUCAAGAGUCAAUCACAUCAUUAUUGUGGACAUGCUCAUCAAAGCAGAAAGAUAUUAUGCAUGGAAGGAGGUCAUCGAAGGUCGACUUCCAAACCCAACAAGCAGUUACCCAUUGACAUUCAAGCAGGACCAUACCACCCAGACAAGCCAACUCCGCACCACCCUCUGGAGUAUGGCCCACCACGACCUCAAGCCAAAGGAAUGGAAGAGGCUUGCCAUGCAGUGGCAUUUCACCGAGGGUCAAAUAAAGGCAAUAGAGGAACAAUGGAUAGGAGCAAAGAGCUAUCAGGAACAUGGUCACCGGACACUACUGAUAUGGCUGCAUGGAGUCCUACUAACUGGCACAAAUCCAGUCAAGGCCUUGUACGAGGGGCUAAUUAAUAUUGAACAGAAGAAUUUAGCUGAAAGGAUCAGAAAAGAAAUUAAUGGCGUACCGUCUUCACAGAAGUGUACAGUUUCUUAAAGGUCGCUCCAUUUUAAGGAAAGCAUAUCAAGACAUACUGCUGCCUACAAGAACUGGAAGUGAAAGUAAAGCUGUGUUGCCAGUGCAUUACUGAGGGACAUCUCAGACUACAGUAAAGCACCUGCUGACUGUUACAAAGGAAACCAUCAAAUCCAAGCCUGUGAACACGUUAUAACUUUGUACACGAGGAAUCUCUUCAAAAGGUCUUUCUAUAAAUUGUGCCUACUGGUACUGCCUCCGUGACACAGAAAAGAGUGAAAAUGAAUAGAUGAAGUAGAAUACCAGCGAUAACGCUUGCUGUUGGUAGGGCAGUGGUAUCACCCAGCUAUUUGAUCUAUGAGAUACACAGGUAGUUCUGCUAUAAUGCAAGAGUUGUAUUCCCAAGAAAGGUAUUAUAGAAAAUUGUUAUAAAAACAAUUAUCAAUACUGGAGGGGAGGGGGGGGGGGGGGGG